AAAACGGGGAUGAUUAGUUGCUGUGUCCUUCACCCGAAGAUCAAUACACCAUCACCAUCAUCAUGUUCAUCCAUGGCGGAACUCAAGCAGCACCACUCCCUUCUCAUCCGCCUCGGCCUCUCCUCCGACAACCACGCCAUCUCCCCACUUAUCACCUUCUCCUCCCUCUCUCCAUACGGCGAUCUCCGCUACGCUGUCACCCUCUUUUCCACCCUCUCAAACCCUGACACCUUUCUCUUCAACACUCUUAUCAGAGCCUUCUCCCUCUCCCAAACCCCCUCCACUUCCCUCCUCUUCUACUCUGACAUGCUCCAUCGCUCUCUCUCACCCAACAACUUCACCUUCCCCUCUCUCAUCAAAUCAUCAUCACUCUCCGCUACAAUUCACCAUGGCAGACAGGUCCAUGCCCAUGUUCUCAAGUUUGGGUUUGGGUCGGAUGUUUAUGCUCUCAAUGCCUUAGCUCACAUGUAUGUUGGUUUUGGUUUGUUGGGUGAUGCAAGGAAGGUGUUUGAUAGAAUGACUGUGAGGAGUGUUGUGUCUUGGACUAUUAUGAUUUCUGGGUAUUCUCAAUGGGGGCUUGUGGACGAGGCUCUCGCUGUAUUCGAGCUCUUGCCACAGAAGAAUUCUGUUGCUUGGAAUGCUGUCAUUGCGGCUUUCGUAGGCAGCAAUCGGUUUCGAGAGGCUUUUGGUUUGUUUCAUAGGAUGAGGAAGGAGCAGGAGGUGGAGCUGGAUAUGUAUGUAGCUGCUACCAUGCUUUCUGCUUGUACUGGAGUUGGUGCUUUGGAGAUGGGAGAGUGGAUACAUCGGUAUGUUGUGAGGAGUGGGAUUGAUUUGGACUCGAAGCUCGCUACGACCAUUAUUGACAUGUAUUGCAAGUGUGGUUGUCUGGACAAGGCUUUUGAGGUGUUCAGUGGGUUGCAGCUGAAAGGCCUUUCUUCAUGGAACUGCAUGAUUGGAGGGUUUGCAAUGCAUGGAAAAGGAAAAGAUGCUAUUAGGCUUUUUAGGGAGAUGGAGAAAGAGAUGGUUUCCCCUGACAGUGUUACCUUUGUCAAUGUCCUGAGUGCUUGUGCUCAUUCAGGGUUAGUUGAGGAAGGCCGCUAUUACUUUCGUUACAUGACAGAAGUUCAUGGCAUUGAGCCUGCAAAGGAGCAUUAUGGCUGCAUGGUUGAUUUGCUUGCCAGGGCUGGAAGGCUGGAGGAAGCAAGAAAGGUCAUAGAUGAGAUGCCAAUGAACCCUGAUGCUGGUGCAUUAGGUGCACUUCUCGGAGCUUGUAAAAUCCAUGGAAACCUCGAGUUAGGAGAGGAAAUAGGCAAGAGGGUGAUUGAGCUAGAGCCUGGAAAUAGUGGCCGUUAUGUACUACUAGCUAACAUAUAUGCUGAUUGUGGUAAAUGGCAAGAAGUUGCUAAUGUGAGGAAAGUGAUGAAUGAUAGAGGAGUGAAGAAGGUGCCUGGCUUUUCGAUGAUCGAAAUGGAGGGUACUGUUAACGAAUUUGUUGCAGGAGAAAGGACUCAUCCUCUGGCUCAAGAAGUGUAUGCCAAAGUUGGUGAGAUAUUGGAAUCAAUCAAGAUGGUUGGUUAUGUUCCGAAAAAUGAAGGUGUGUUGCAUGAUCUUGCUGAGGAAGAAGAGGAGAGUCCCCUGUUCUAUCAUAGCGAAAAGCUUGCAAUUGCUUAUGGGUUGUUGAAAACUAAACCAGGAGAAACCUUGAGAAUCACCAAGAAUCUGAGGGUUUGUAAAGACUGCCACCAAGCAUGUAAAUUGAUCUCAAAAGUUUAUGAGUGUGAUAUAAUUCUAAGGGACAGGAAUCGUUUCCACCAUUUUAGCAAUGGGAGUUGUUCUUGUAAUGACUACUGGUGAAAAUCAAUUACCAGUACUCAUUUUGUAAUUACAAAUGUUAGAUGACCAAUAUUUUUUUUAUUAUAUUUGAGCUAAUAGUAACCAA
Molecule: messenger RNA, 1939 nt
Organism: Arachis ipaensis
Lineage: Eukaryota; Viridiplantae; Streptophyta; Magnoliopsida; Fabales; Fabaceae
Source: RefSeq, a predicted model, not a curated record